AUGGUGGUGGAGCAGUACGUAGCCAGAUUUGCAGAGCUCUCUAGGUACGCGCCUCACAUCAUUAACACCGAGGCGCAAAAGGCUGCUAAAUUUGAAAGUGGCCUUCGGCCGGAUAUCAGAGGGAAAGUGCUGUCGGCCAACCUGAAGUCAUACGCCCCACUGAUAGACCUUGCCUUGAAGAUUGAGAGGGACUGCAAGGACCACAGAUCGAAGAGUGAAGGAAAGAUGAAGGUUGUGCCAUCGGGGAGGUUUGGGAAGAAGCCCCGACAAUUCCCAAGAAGGGAUAUUAGAGGAAGGCCCUACCAGCUCAAUCAGAGGACUCAAAAGAAUCUCUCGAGCAACAUGAAGAAUGACCAACACCCGACCUAUCCUCACUGCGGGAAGGACAACCACAUAGCUGCUGAAUGCUACAGGAAGUAG
Molecule: messenger RNA, 420 nt
Organism: Amborella trichopoda
Lineage: Eukaryota; Viridiplantae; Streptophyta; Magnoliopsida; Amborellales; Amborellaceae
Source: RefSeq, a predicted model, not a curated record